Molecule: messenger RNA, 1052 nt
Organism: Apodemus sylvaticus (European woodmouse)
Lineage: Eukaryota; Metazoa; Chordata; Mammalia; Rodentia; Muridae
Gene: Ppp1r14a
Product: protein phosphatase 1 regulatory inhibitor subunit 14A
Exons: 6
Coding region: 324-980 (218 amino acids)
Biological process (GO): regulation of phosphorylation
Cellular component (GO): cytoplasm
Molecular function (GO): protein serine/threonine phosphatase inhibitor activity
Source: RefSeq, a predicted model, not a curated record
CGGCAACACUCUGCGACUCUCCCCAGAAGAGGAGGACCUCCACUCGUUCGAGGGGCCCUACGGCGAAUGGCGGACGCAGGGACACCGGAGAAGAACUCCGAUCCCUACCCUUCCGGCUUCCCACCAGCUCCUACUCUGCGCAUGUAAACAGCCUGAUGUGGCUGGAGAUCCUGGGUGGGGAAAACACCACUCAUUCUUCGUCACCCACUGAAGCAAACUCACUCAGCACAGUCCGGUCCUGCUAUAGAUGCUGAGAAGGCGCGACCAUGAACCGAUCCGGGCUCUGUUAGAAACCACCACGAAGUGGCAGCCAUAGAUGUCUAAUGCUUGCCAUGGUGAUUGCUUUGGAAUGCUCCUCAGGACCCGAGGUUCGAAGUCUGCACAUUAGCCUGCUUGCCUCUGUAGGAAGGGAAACUGAGGCCCUGCGGCUAGAGAUGGGCGGGUCCCAGAGCACGAGCCCCGCCCCCGGUGGCCCCGCCCCGGCUAGUGAGAGCCCGGAGCAGGAGGCUGGAAGCAAAGAGGAGACAGAGGACGAGAUGGCAGCGCAGCGGCUGGGCAAGCGCGUGCUGAGCAAGCUGCAGUCCCCAUCGCGGGCCCGAAGCCCGGGGGGCAGCCCCAGUGGGCUGCAGAAGCGGCACGCGCGAGUCACCGUCAAGUACGAUCGGCGGGAGCUGCAGCGGCGGCUGGACGUGGAGAAGUGGAUCGACGGAUGCUUGGAGGAGCUGUACCGUGGCAGGGAGUCGGACAUGCCGGACGAGGUCAACAUCGAUGAACUGUUGGAACUGAGCAGUGAAGAGGAAAGAUCCCGGAAAAUCCGGGGACUCUUGGAGGCUUGUGCAAAUCCCACAGAGGACUUUGUCCAGGAGCUGCUGGCCAAGCUUCGGGGCCUGCACAAGCAGCCGGGCUUCCUGCAGCCCAGCCCCUCAGAUGACCGCAGCCUGAGCCCCCGCCAGGACCGGGCCCACACCGCCCCACCCUGACUGCGGCGUCCCUGUGCUCCACCCCAAAGCCCGGAUUGUGUCUAAGUUGUAUUUAAUGGUUCUGUAACUGCC